AUGGGUCUAUCCAUGUAUUUAUUAAUUAACAUCCCUUACGCCCACUAUGCCAUGAUCUAUCUAGAUAAUAUAGGCAGACUUAAGAGCAAAAUGGGACAGUUUUCACCCCUAAAGUCUCUGAAAGAUUUAUGGAAAUCCUUGGUGCUAAGAUUUGGGUAUCAGUGCCCCAUGUGCAGAGAUUCCCUAGCCCACUCUAUAUAUGGCUGCGUUGAGGAAACGCCCUCUUGUGGAUUAGUGGAUAGGGUUGGGCUUAAGAUCAGUAAUACUCCUAAAAUUGCUAAAGUAUUUAUUAAGUUCAUUAAGCUAAGAAAGCAAGUUAAGCACCCCUAUAAUAGAUGUAAACCAGGAGACCCUUAUAGUAAGGAGGAAAAUCUGCCAUAUCAAGGAACUUUACUAAUAGAUUUAGAAUGCCUGUCUCUGUUAAUCUAUAUCAUCCGCAAGCUCAGAAGAUUUGACAAGGUCUUCAGAGUAAGAAGGAUGGAAGAACACUAUGAAAGAGGAGAAGUUGAUGAUAAUGUGGAUGAGGCACUUCCUAUUUACUACUCUAAAGUAAACUUAACUAGCCUAAUAUCAAGCUUAGUUAAAUAUAUGGGUAUAUAUACUAAAGAUUAUGCAUUGCAGCAGAUGCUUGGAACCCCUGUAAUAAUAGUGCUUAUUAGCCCUAAUGAGACACCUGCUGCUUUUAAUUAUAUGAUACAGGAAAUGCCUCACAUGGCUCACAGCCUGCUGAACCUACCUUAUGACAGAUCUUUAAGCAUGGAUGGCAUGAGCAUAAGAGGCCCUUCUUUCCAUAGAAGAUCUUUAAGUCAUCCUUGUGAUCCAUCACAGCAGGCUCCUAAUUCUAGCUGA
This is a messenger RNA of Aspergillus novofumigatus IBT 16806, 849 nucleotides long. RefSeq lists its product as uncharacterized. Lineage: Eukaryota; Fungi; Ascomycota; Eurotiomycetes; Eurotiales; Aspergillaceae. Bases 1 to 849 code for a protein of 282 amino acids. The transcript has 10 exons. The record is from RefSeq and is a predicted model, not a curated record.